Messenger RNA from Choloepus didactylus (southern two-toed sloth), 1516 nucleotides. RefSeq names its product heart and neural crest derivatives expressed 2 (gene HAND2). Gene Ontology annotation, biological process: heart development; regulation of transcription by RNA polymerase II. The transcript is spliced from 2 exons. The coding region runs from base 87 to 740 and encodes 217 amino acids. Gene Ontology annotation, molecular function: DNA-binding transcription factor activity, RNA polymerase II-specific; RNA polymerase II transcription regulatory region sequence-specific DNA binding; protein dimerization activity. Lineage: Eukaryota; Metazoa; Chordata; Mammalia; Pilosa; Megalonychidae. The record is from RefSeq and is a predicted model, not a curated record.
UCCCGGGUACCGAAGUAGGGGCCCGGGCCGAGGGCGCGGCGGGGCUGCGCGCACGCUGGGGCACGUGAAGGGGCUCGGAGGGCGAGAUGAGUCUGGUUGGGGGCUUCCCCCACCACCCUGUGGUGCACCAUGAGGGCUAUCCGUUUGCCGCCGCUGCAGCUGCUGCUGCCGCCGCAGCCGCAAGCCGCUGCAGCCACGAGGAGAAUCCUUACUUCCACGGCUGGCUCAUCGGCCACCCCGAGAUGUCGCCCCCCGACUACAGCAUGGCCCUGUCCUACAGCCCGGAGUACGCCAGCGGCGCCGCCGGCUUGGACCACUCCCAUUACGGGGGGGUGCCGCCCGGCGCCGGGCCCCCGGGCCUGGGUGGGCCGCGCCCGGUGAAGCGCCGGGGCACCGCCAACCGCAAGGAGCGGCGCAGGACUCAGAGCAUCAACAGUGCUUUCGCCGAACUGCGGGAGUGCAUUCCGAACGUGCCCGCAGACACCAAACUCUCCAAGAUCAAGACUCUGCGCCUGGCCACCAGCUACAUCGCCUACCUCAUGGACCUGCUGGCCAAGGACGACCAGAAUGGCGAGGCGGAGGCCUUCAAGGCGGAGAUCAAGAAAACAGACGUGAAGGAGGAGAAAAGGAAGAAGGAGCUGAACGAAAUCUUGAAAAGCACAGUGAGCAGCAACGACAAGAAAACCAAAGGCCGGACGGGCUGGCCGCAGCAUGUCUGGGCUCUGGAGCUCAAGCAGUGAGGAGGAGGAAGAGGAGGAGGAGGAGGCGGAGGCGGCGGUGGCAGCGGCGGCGAGUGCGAGCAAUCCAGGGCCGAGGCGCCGGAUGCAAACCAGGACUCCCGGCAAGCCCUCCGCUCUGCUCUGAGGACUUCUUGCAUUUGGAAUCACCCGGUUUAUUUAUGUGCAAUUUCCCUCCCCUCUCUCGUCCCUUUGAGGCAUCCUCUCCCCACCCCCCUCCAAAACAAAAAGUGGAUAUUUGAAGAAAAGCAUUCCAUAUUUUAAUACGAAGAGGACACUCCCACGUGGUAAGGGAUCCCGUCGUCUCAUAGAUUCUGUGUGAAUGUUCUCUCCCUGCUGUGUAAACACCAGCAUUGCCCCCUCCCCACUUGCCCAACCCUUACCUGCUAAAGAGUGGAGAGCAGUGCGUAUGUGAGGUUUAUCUUUAACACUUGGCCUUUUGGAUAUAAAUAUUCUUGGGAAUUAUAAAGUUUUAUUUCAAAGCAGAAAACAGGGCCGUAGCAUUUCCGUUGGGGUCGGUAUUUAGUGCUGUAGUUCCAUCUGUGGUCGUUCCCUCUUCGAGAUGUUUCCAACAGCUACUUGUUUUGUGCACUUCCGUCCUCUAAAAAUAAGUGGAAUUUAAUUAAUAUUGAAGGUGUAAACGUUGUAAGUAUUCAAUAAACCACUGUGUGUUUUUUUUUACAAAAACCCCAAGCUUUUAAUGGUUGAUACCUCAAAAGUUUUGAAAACAAAGCUGUUAUACUUGUUUCCAUAAUAUUUAAAAUAUUCAGAAGUAAACU